Molecule: messenger RNA, 984 nt
Organism: Prinia subflava (tawny-flanked prinia)
Lineage: Eukaryota; Metazoa; Chordata; Aves; Passeriformes; Cisticolidae
Exons: 2
Coding region: 1-984 (327 amino acids)
Source: RefSeq, a predicted model, not a curated record
AUGGUGGGGGUGGGUCCCCGCGUGCACUCAGUCAUCUCACGGGGCUCUCCAAAGCCAACGAUUCCACGAUUCUGUGACAUCGCAGCCUCCGGGGCAGUGCGGUGCCUGGAAACUGUCCCCAGCCCGUCAACGCGCCCACAGCACGGGCAGACGCUGCCGAGCACAGACGUGUGCAGAGCGUGUGGCGGCAGCUCAGCCUGCAGCAGCACCAUGGCUGGCCGCGGCUGGCAGUGGCUGCUGAGAGUCUACGUGCUCCUGAUGCUGGCCCGUCCCCUCAGUCCUGAGGGGCACACGGGCACCUGGCGCCAGCUGCCCGAGGACGUGGAGCAGCGGGACACGGGCCCUGAGACGACCCCCCUGCGAGUGGUGGCAGCAGUUUCUUUGGCUGCGUUCAUCCUGCUGCUGCUGCUGAUGGGAAUUCUCCUCAGACGGCGCCUUCGCAGAAAGCUCCAGAGCCGGUGGGGAGAGGAGAAGCUCCAGAGCCCCGCGGUCCCUGCAGAGCCGUUCUGCUACGGGGGACACGGCUGCGGCCAGGAGCUGCUGGAGGUGCCGAGGCACAGCCCUGCCCUGCUGGGGCCGUCCCUGAGCUACAGCUCUGUGCAGAGACACAGCCCUGCCCUGCUGGGGCAGUCCCUGAGCUACAGCUCUCUGCAGAGGCACAGCCCUGCCCUGCUGGGGCCGUCCCUGAGCUACAGCUCUGUGCAGAGGCACAGCCCUGCCCUGGUGGGGUCUUCUCUGAGCUACAGCUCUGUGCAGAGGCACAGCCCUGCCCUGAUGGGGUCUUCUCUGAGCUACAGCUCUGUGCAGAGGCACAGCCCUGCCCUGAUGGGGUCUUCUCUGAGCUACAGCUCUGUGCAGAGGAACAGCCCUGCCCUGGUGGGGCAGUCCCUGAGCUACAGCUCUGUGCAGAGGCUCAGGGAGGAGAGAGUAGCAAGCGGCGGCCUUUGGAAGAGGAGCGCACUGUGCUUCUCCGCUCAGCUCUGA